This is a messenger RNA of Lymnaea stagnalis (great pond snail), 1275 nucleotides long. The record is from the annotation of a GenBank genome assembly. Lineage: Eukaryota; Metazoa; Mollusca; Gastropoda; Lymnaeidae.
AUGAGCUUCCUUGCCAUAAACACCAUAUUAUUCAUCACCCUGCUCCGGUCGGUGGGCUGUGUCGGCACGAUUCAAUUUGAAGUGAAUGGCUACAACAUAACCUUUGACCCAGAUACAUUUUCAAAGUAAGUUGCUACAUUCAUGGGUGUGCCAGACAAAUUAUCAUAGUAAGGGCGAAAUUCAUAGCUGUACCAGAUAAAAUAUAAUAGUAAGAGUUAGAUUCAUAAGUGUAACGUAUAAAUUAUAACAGCAAGAGUGAAAUUCAUAGGCGUAACAUUUAGUUAUGAAAUGAGCAGAACCUCUACAUCAAAUAAAAGCUGACAUCACAAGUUGAAGUGUGAAAUGUCUUUUAAAUUUAAAAUACAUUUAUUUCAAAAUUGAAACCAUUGAUUAAUCAUUUAAUUCGACAAAGCUAUUCGCAUCUAUGUUUCAACAGCUAAAAAUGUGCUGAUGUAUAAUUAAUGAAUUUAAAAAUUAACGUUGUAUUAAAAUUGAUGGCAUCUUCAGAAUUUUUUUUUUCUUGGCUAAUGGUUAUGUGAAGCCUGAUGACUUAAUGGCGAGCCUAACCAUAGGCUUGGGUACGACGCUAUAGAACAACACUUUAACAAUAAUAUUUAUAAUUAUAAUAAUAUAAAAUAAUAUUUUCCGUUUUUUUUUCUCCAUAACUCUCUUUACAACAGCUGAAAGUGUUCUAGGUUUAAGGGUAGUGGAACUAUUCAAUCCCCCCCCCCCCCCCCCAAUGGUCUAUAUCAACAAAUCAUAUAUCAGUAUUCCAAUCUUUACAAGGUGAAUACAUUUUAAAAUAAGUGGAAUAUUCUUUCAAUAUGUUAGCUGCUUAAAAGUUUGAUGGAAAGCAUGCCGUAAUUUCAGGUUCUUCAUUUGCCUCCACGUCACAACCUACGAGUGUAUUGUAACCUUUGCACAGAAUUCAACGAACAAGAACGAAUUAAUCGUUUCAAAUACAACUGUGAGGCAUGACGAAAGUCAACAUAUAAACGGCUCGUUAUACUUCAAAUGUCCAGCUCCGACACCUUUUGCAACACAGAAUAUUUUUUGCACCAGGUACAUCAGUGACGCCUCGCCAAAAGAAUUAUUAGAUCCAUCGACCUGCAAUCUCAUCACAUAUCGAAUAAAUAACAGCACAGUAUAUACCUUUGGAAUUAUAUUUUAUAAUGUAUCACACAAUUUUAAAUACAGUAUCACCCACACAUUAUGUAUGAAAAUACAGCCAUGCUUUUCGAAUGGAUUCAACACAUCAUCACAAGUAGAUCAAAC